Messenger RNA from Aspergillus campestris IBT 28561, 481 nucleotides. RefSeq lists its product as uncharacterized. Lineage: Eukaryota; Fungi; Ascomycota; Eurotiomycetes; Eurotiales; Aspergillaceae. The annotation marks the transcript as partial. Gene Ontology annotation, biological process: defense response. The record is from RefSeq and is a predicted model, not a curated record. The transcript has 3 exons.
ACAGCUUCACUUCCAACUCCACUUCCAACUUCAAUCCACUUCACUCAAGACCACCGUCUUCAAACAAACCAACCUUCAAAAUGCAGUUCUCCACCAUCUUCCUCUCCGCCGUCGCCCUCUUCGGCUCCAUCGCCCUGGCUGCCCCGCCCCCGUUGCCGAGGCUGCUCCCGCCCCCGUUGCUGAGGCCGAGGCCGAGCCCGGUGUCAUCCUGGCGCGCUCCUCCUGCCAGGCCGGCAGCAUCUUCGGUGCUGGCGAUGCCGCCUGCAGCGCUUCUUGCAUUGCCCAGGGCGAGGGUUUCCACGGCGGCUACUGCUCCAAGAAGGCCGUCUGCCACUGCACUCACUAAGCUGGUGCUUGCUUGCGCCUGAUUUCUUACUAGAAGUGGGAUGAAGGGAGUGUCUUUUACCUUCUUGAUUUGUCUUGGUUAUUCCUCUCGAGAGUUGAAUUUGUCUUUUCUUAGUCUUGUUUGUCUUUUGAAUAC